AUGCUGUCCACCUUCCGAGCCUGGAACACACCUUCCUCGGGAAUGACUUGGGAAGAAAGCUACAUAAUGCUGUUGUGGUUAUCGCAUUUGAUGUUGGCUCCCUUCGAAUUGGCGAAUAUGUCAAUUGAGAAAUUGAAUGUCGUCGAGCCUGACUCGAGUCUUCAACUGGGAAAUCUGCCUGGCAUCGCGGCGGAUGUCGUCCCUCUUGCGAUUGCCCAAAUUGGAAGCUCUGGCAAAGAGCGUCAAGCCGCAAGCACUUUGCUCGUCAGAUUGGUCCUUCGCAAAGACAUGCAAAUGCAUCAUCUACCUGCCAAGAUUGUCGAAUUUGCUGUACAGCAGCUGCUAUUCAACAAUGCACUGGUUGACGUCAGCCCAUAUCGAGCCCUUGGCCUUUUAUCGCUGUUGUACGGCAUCCUGAAUUCUGGUUCGGACAGCGAGACAUCCCCAUUUCUUGAACUAGUGUUCCAAUGUGCGAUGAGGAUUGCCAGCUCUCACAACGGUCAUCAUAAGGCUAUCAGGGAUUUUGCUCCAGCUAGAAAGCUAUUGUUGAAGAUCAUGCGCGUCAUACUUACACAUGGUAUCUCAUUAAGUCAAGGCAACGAGCCAAUGCUUGAAGACGUGCUGAACCUGAUGUUAGAAGAGGCAAUCCAGUACUUUAUAGAUACACUGAGCGAUAAGGAUGCCCCUGUCAGGAUGGCUGCUGCCAAGGCACUCAGCAUCAUCGCACUGAAGUUGAAUGACGCCAUGUCGGCAGAGGUCAUUGAAGCAGUCCUAAGCUCUCUGCAGGAAAAUGUGCUCUUAGUUGAUUAUAGGACUCAGAAGCUUCUACCUCCCACCGACGGGGUCAGCUCCGCGUCAAGUGGCAUGAAGCGAGACAUCAGUGCUGUGGAUCCUUUGAAGUGGCAUGGGUUAAUGCUGUCCCUCAGCCACUUCCUCUUCCGUCGUUCUCCACCUCCUGUUAUGCUUACCGAUAUCAUUCAUGCCUUGAUCUUAGGUCUGGAGUUCGAACAAAGGUCAUUUAUUGGUACUUCAGUCGGAGUCGGAGUUAGAGAUGCUGCUUGUUUUGGUCUCUGGGCCCUGGCGAGAAAUUAUAGUACCUCUGAACUGGACUUAGUGAAGGUUUUCAGCUAUGCCGAAGCAAGAACACUAGGUUUCGGCGACAACCACAGUGUCCUGCAGCUGCUCGCUUGUAAGCUGGCAAUAGCCGCAUGCUCCGAUCCGUCGGGGAAUAUAAGACGAGGCUCAUCAGCCGCACUCCAAGAAUUGAUUGGUCGACAUCCAGACACGAUUGUCAAUGGAAUAGCAAUUGUUCAGACAAUCGAUUAUCAUGCUGUUGCUCGGCUUUCGCGUGCAAUGAUUGAGGUCUCCUGCCAAGCAGCUACGCUCGACCCAUUAUAUCAUCAAGCAUUAUUCCAGGCUUCAACAGAAUGGAGAGGCGCUCGUGCAGUGGACGCUAAUCAGAGACGCUGGGCUGCCACAGUUGUGAAGAUUUUAACGAAAGACAUGGGUACUCAGGACCAGUUAUGCUUCGUUCAUGCUGUUCAACGCCAGCUUCUAGAUCUAAAACCACUCAACACUGGCGUCACGGCGCAAGCCCGCCAUGGAUUACUCCUUGCUUUAUCUUCGGGGAUCGACUCGCUUGCAGAGAACGACCCUGCUACGGGUCUACCGGCAUUCUGGGCUAUAGAUAGCUCAUCUUUUGAGUUUGGAAAAUUCGCGGGCAAAAUAGAUGGUCGACUUUCGAGCGAUAUUGAACUCGUCAUUGAAGGAAUGUCAACCUUGAUUGGGACAGUUGCACGCUUCAUACCGGAGGAUUUUGAGACGCAAAAGCAAUCAUGGAUCCCGUCGGCAUUGGCUAUUCUACUUCAAUGUACAGGGUCAAGUGGGAAGGAUUUCGUUGUGGAGGCUACUUCGAACGCCAAUUUUCAAAUGUUCAAGCACUUGCCAGACAGUGAAAAUGGCCAGAUAUUGAACAGUUGGCUUGACCCUGCCGCACAAUCCCCCGCUUUGUAUACGAGCAGAGGGAGAAUCAGGACACUGGGGUUGGUCCACGGCUAUAUCGCGGCUGGAGGGCGAAAUCCCGAGCUGCUGCACAAAAUCCUUCAAUACUUGCUUGGAGUCAUCCGAGGCGUAUAUAGGAUCGAAACCAGGGUUGACGCUAUGGAGGGCCUUACGAUAGUUGUCUCUGCUAUCAAAAUUUCUACCGCAGAAGAUGCCCUUCUCAUCAAGGAUGCGAUAACAACAGGCUUGAUUGAUUACACAAAUGAUCAGAGAGGGGACAUUGGUUCGACUUUGAGAGUACAAACCAUAGAAGCGGUCGAUUCUUUCCGCAACAAUCCACAUACAACACGAGAAAAGAAAGAGGUUCUGGAAGCAGUCAUGCCGAUCGUCGUGAAACUUGCAUCUGAAAAGUUGAGUAGUGUCCGCUUUCGGGCAUGGAAGUGCGUCGAGGCAUCCCUGUUGAACACUUCUGUCUUCGACAAUAACGAGACCUUUGAGUAUUUGACUGAAGUCACGACGGUGAAAUACUUUCAAAAUCUACUUCAGCUACUCCGUCUCGACUCGAUUAGAGAAUCGCUGGUUCUUGGUCUCAUCUCCUCCGCCACGGCAGGUACCGAGGAUAUUUGUCGAGCUGCGAGCAAUGCGUUUGUUGCGCAUUUGCAGAGUCUACCACUAGUAUCACGACAGACUCUAGUACGCCAGAUAUCGACGCUGGUUCUAGAACAGCUAGGUUCAAAGAUCCAAGAAGAUGACAGGGCCGUUCUGCCCCUGCUCGGGUUCAUGUGCUUCCUCAUCGACCAGGAUGCAUUCGCGCAAGAGCUACUGGCACCAGUUGGCCCGUAUGACAUCCUGAUAACUUUAACCAAACUGCAAACGCCCACCUCUUCACUUCCAAGGUUCGAAGGUCUGCUGAAUUUGUAUUCGCGUCUUCUGAGCCUCUUCCCGGCUGCAUCGAGCCAGCAUGUGCAAUGCCUCGACAAACUUACGCGACAACUCCUUCACCGUUGGCCAAGGGUUCGCAACAUGGCGGCAGACCUUCUACACCUACACAAACCGAGCGAGAUACUAGUAUCGUGUAAUUGGAACGGAACUCUAGCGGCGAAUAAAGCAGCAGUAUUGGAGUUGAGAAAGGCUCUAGGAGUUACGGGGAAGGCGGUGGCCGCAAAUGGAUAA
Exophiala aquamarina CBS 119918 is the source of this 3174-nucleotide messenger RNA. RefSeq lists its product as uncharacterized. Gene Ontology annotation, biological process: microtubule cytoskeleton organization; tubulin complex assembly; post-chaperonin tubulin folding pathway. Bases 1 to 3174 code for a protein of 1057 amino acids. Gene Ontology annotation, molecular function: beta-tubulin binding; GTPase activator activity. NCBI's taxonomy places the organism in Eukaryota, Fungi, Ascomycota, Eurotiomycetes, Chaetothyriales, Herpotrichiellaceae. The record is from RefSeq and is a predicted model, not a curated record. The transcript has a single exon.